Messenger RNA from Vicia faba (fava bean), 1317 nucleotides. The record is from the annotation of a GenBank genome assembly. Lineage: Eukaryota; Viridiplantae; Streptophyta; Magnoliopsida; Fabales; Fabaceae.
AUGCCGGUGGCUGCUUCCGCUGUUUACUUCUUGAAUCUCCGCGGAGACGUUCUCAUCAAUCGUCUUUAUCGCGACGAUGUUGGGGGAAAUAUGGUUGAUGCUUUUCGGACGCAUAUAAUGCAAACAAAAGAGCUUGGUACCUGUCCCGUGAAGCAGAUUGGUGGCUGUUCUUUCUUUUACAUGAGGAUAAGCAAUGUCUACAUUGUGAUUGUUGUCAGCACCAAUGCUAAUGUAGCUUGUGCUUUCAAGUUUGUAGUGGAGGCUGUUGCAUUGUUCAAAUCAUAUUUUGGUGGCGCCUUUGACGAGGAUGCUAUUCGCAACAAUUUUGUACUCAUUUACGAGCUUCUAGAUGAAAUCAUGGACUUUGGUUAUCCACAAAACCUUUCACCGGAGAUCUUAAAGCUUUAUAUCACCCAGGAAGGAGUCCGAUCCCCGUUUUCAUCUAAGGCAUCAGAGAGACCUGUUCCAAAUGCGACGUUACAAGUUACCGGUGCUGUUGGUUGGCGAAGAGAAGGCCUUGUAUACAAAAAGAAUGAGGUCUUCUUAGAUAUUGUGGAGAGUGUGAAUCUUCUUAUGUCGUCAAAAGGCGUUGUUCUGCGCUGUGAUGUAACGGGGAAGAUUCUUAUGAAGUGCUUUCUUUCUGGAAUGCCUGAUUUGAAGUUGGGUUUGAAUGACAAGAUUGGCCUUGAGAAAGAGUCGCAACUUAAGUCACGUCCUACUAAAAGUGGAAAAACUAUCGAGCUUGAUGAUGUCACUUUCCAUCAAUGUGUAAAUUUGACGAGGUUCAAUUCGGAAAAGACUGUUAGUUUUGUGCCUCCAGAUGGUGAAUUUGAACUAAUGAAGUAUCGCAUCACUGAGGGUGUUAAUCUUCCCUUCAAAGUAUUGCCAACCAUCAAGGAACUUGGUAGAACACGGAUGGAAGUAAAUGUUAAGGUAAAGAGUGUCUUUGGUGCAAAGAUGUUUGCAUUAGGAGUCGUUAUCAAAAUUCCCGUGCCAAAACAAACAGCUAAAACGAGUUUCACAGUCACAUCUGGUCGAGCAAAAUAUAAUGCAGCUAUUGAUUGUUUGGUUUGGAAAAUAAGAAAAUUUCCUGGGCAAACUGAGCCAACUCUGAGUGCAGAAAUUGAACUUAUCUCCACAAUGACUGAAAAGAAAUCAUGGACUAGACCACCAAUUCAGAUGGAGUUUCAGGUUCCUAUGUUCACAGCAUCUGGUUUACGAGUCCGAUUUCUUAAGGUGUGGGAAAAGAGUGGCUACAACACUGUUGAGUGGGUUCGAUAUAUUACAAAAGCAGGAUCAUACGAGAUUAGGUGCUAG